Messenger RNA from Achroia grisella, 1890 nucleotides. Its product is annotated as probable ATP-dependent RNA helicase DDX55 homolog. Lineage: Eukaryota; Metazoa; Arthropoda; Insecta; Lepidoptera; Pyralidae. The coding region runs from base 91 to 1890 and encodes 599 amino acids. Gene Ontology annotation, cellular component: nucleolus. The transcript is spliced from 6 exons. Gene Ontology annotation, molecular function: nucleic acid binding; ATP binding. The record is from RefSeq and is a predicted model, not a curated record.
UUCCGAAAUUCGGAAUAUUUUGUACACACUAUAAUUCAAAAAGUUAUUUAAUUCAGCUUUAAUGAUAUGUGAUAAUUUGAGGACUCAAAAAUGGUUAACAAAGAAUGGUCACGGGUUACACCAGCAUUGUCACAGCCGGUACUAAACUGCAUAAAUGAACAAGGAUUCAAAGCGAUGACUCCCAUCCAGGCGGCUGUAAUUCCUCUCGUAUUAUCCUGCAAGGAUGUCGCUGCUGAAGCGGUCACUGGCUCAGGAAAAACGCUGGCGUUUGUUGUGCCAAUGUUGGAGAUGUUGCUGAAGAAAUCAAGAGACGGCCCGCUCAGGAAAGAUUUUGUUUAUGCUGUAAUAAUAUCUCCAACGAGGGAGUUGGCUACACAGAUAUAUAAGGUAAUUGAACAGUUCCUCCAGCAACCAGAAUUGAGUCAUGUAACACUCGCACUGUUGGUGGGCGGCAGGUCUGUGGAUGCUGAUGUCGAGAGUCUCCAGAGAGGAGGUCACAUAGCAGUGUGUACACCAGGGAGGCUUGGUGACCUGUUAGCAGAGAGGAAGCAACUAAAUUUGCCAGGACGACUGAGAGAAUUGGAAUUCCUAGUUUUGGAUGAAGCCGACCGCCUCCUCGACCUCGGCUUCAGCGCGACCCUCACUACAAUCCUGCAGUAUCUACCACGGCAGCGGCGCACCGGCCUAUUCUCUGCCACUCAGACCAAAGAACUACAAGAUCUAGUCCGAGCAGGCCUCAGGAACCCAGUCGUUGUUAGUGUCAAAGAGAAGUCGACUAUAAGUACGCCAGUUCUCUUGGAAAACUAUUAUGUAAUAGUGGAACCACAAGACAAGUUUUUAUUCCUAUUGAAUUUUAUAAGGAACAGAAAACUCGUGAAAGGUAUCUUCUUUCUGCCGACUUGUGCGUGUGUAGAUUAUUGGGCAGAUGUGCUACCAGUGUUCUUGCCUGAUAUCCAAGUGUUUGCGAUACAUGGGAAGAUGAAGCAGAAGAGGAGCAAGGUGUUGGAGAAGUUCCGUGAAGCUGACAACACUAUAUUGUUGUGCACAGAUUUGUUGGCAAGGGGCCUGGACAUCCCGGAAGUAGAAUGGGUACUGCAAUGGGAGCCGCCGACGAGCCCCGCGGCGCUGGUGCACCGCGCCGGUCGCGCGGCCCGCGCCGGAGCCCCCGGGUGCUCACUGCUGCCGCUACUGCCCACCGAGGACACCUACGUGCCCUUCAUCAGGACCAACCAGAUGGUCCACCUCAAGGACUGGAGGCAGUCCAAGGAUGAGAUCAAGAUCAGCGAUAAGUUGAGACUAAAGGUGUUGAAACUUCUCCACGAGCAACAAAAGAGAGAUCGUGCCAUAUUUGACAAAGGUCAACGAGCCUUCGUAUCUCACAUGCGGGCGUACUCGAAGCACGAGUGUAAUCUCCUGCUGCAGCUCAAGGAACUCCCCCUCGGGCAUAUAGCGACCAGCUAUGGACUUCUCAAGCUGCCCGUAAUGCCGGAGAUAAAGCAGGAACAUAAGGAUCAGUUUGUGGGACCGGCAGAAGAGAUAGAUUAUAAUAGUAUAGCAUACAAAGAUAAACAGAAGGAAAUGAGCAGGCUACAGAAGUUGCAAGAGUAUAAGAAGACUGGUGUGUGGCCAUCGAAGAAGAAGAAAAAGAUGGUAAAAACACAACCCUGGGAACAAGCAAAACAGAACAAAGAGGACAAGAAACAGCGCAGAAAAAAGAGGAAAGAACUGAAACAGAAGGAGAGUGCAGAAGGGAAGAAAGGUAAGAAGAGGAAAGCGGUCACUCAAGAAGAAUUAGACGAGCUGGCGGCUGAUGUAGCCUUGAUUAAGAAAUUGAAAAAGAGAAAAAUUACGAAAGAACAAUUCGACCAGGCGUUUGAAGUUGAUAAAUAA